Molecule: messenger RNA, 3706 nt
Organism: Ylistrum balloti
Lineage: Eukaryota; Metazoa; Mollusca; Bivalvia; Pectinida; Pectinidae
Product: mitochondrial calcium uniporter regulator 1-like
Exons: 8
Coding region: 1-783 (260 amino acids)
Cellular component (GO): mitochondrion
Source: RefSeq, a predicted model, not a curated record
AUGUUGCAAUCACGACGUCUGUUUUUCUCUCGGCCUAUGCUGAGGUUGUAUGCCACACUAACGGAAGACCAGCUGUCUCGAACAUUACGAUGUAGCAGGUGUAUUCAAAGACAGAUGUUGGUACCACAUCGAACGAUUUUAUCGCCGCAAUCGAAAGAGUUGGCUGGAAGCUCAGUGUGGGUAACUAAGAGAGGAUAUUGUACCAACCCAGAAGCGAGAUCCAUCAACCCAACAUUAGAAGCCCAAUCCAGAAUCUUUUACUUUGAUACCCAGGCUUUGGUUAACAAACUCAUGUCACAAGGCUUCACACAGGAGCAGGCUACAGCUGUAACUGAAGCAUUCAUAGAGGUCCUUAACACAAGUAUUGAACACCAAACAAAGAACAUGGUCACUAAGUCUCAGCAGGAGAUCACUGUCCAGCAGUUAAUGUCACAUAUUGCCUCAGUGAAGAAGGAUAUGGUGAAGGAUAUGUUCUCAAUGCUUCGAAGUGAAACAGAGAAACAAACCAUGCAGAUAAAACAGUUCCAGCAGACCUUACAAGACGAGAUGGGGAAACUUAAAAAUAAUGUUGUCCUGGACAUUAAUCUGGAGAAGAGUCGAAGUACUGAAGCUCAUGCAGAAAACAGGAAGGAGCUACAAGUCCUAAACAACAAAAUAGUGACCGACACUGCUGCUCUACACACAAAGAUAGAAACAUAUCGUAAUGACGUCUUCAAAUAUGCAGCAGGUGCUGUAGCUGGAACAGCCACUCUAUGUCUGGGCUUUUUACGAUUGGUGAUGUAAGGAAAUGAUAGGAUGACAAUCCAGACCUUGGUGUGAUGAGGAAUAGUACCGUAGAUGUGAGGGAGUUAGAUGGAAUGUCUACAUACAUCAGGAAAUCCAUUGUAUUCUUGAUCUGAAGGAUUUAAUUGAACAGUAAUUCUAAUUAUAGACUAAUGUGGACGUCUGAUGUACAGGACUUUAUUAGAACAGUCGAGCUGAUUGUGGAGUUAAUGGGUCUUUAGAUAUUGGAUAUUUAAAUGGAACAACCAUACCCAGGGACUGUGGAUGUAAGAGUGAGUUGACUUUUACAGCAACUCAACCAGUUUGUAUGGUCACCAUGACAACAGAUGUGAGAGAAUUAAAUUAUUGAGCUAUAUUAACUGGAAGUUGAAGUUCACAAGAAUAGUCACAAUAUUGUGAUAAGGGAUGUGAGGGAGGUAACAAGAACAGCCACAUUAUUUGAGAGAGUUAAAAGGAACUGCCACAUAUUUAGGACAGCCAUAUUAUUGGCGGGAGUUAAUAGGAACAGCCACAUUAUAUGAGGGAGUUAACAGGAACUGCCAUAUAUUUAGGGUGUUAACAAGAACAGCCAUAUUAUUGGAGGGAGUUAAUAGGAACAGCCACAUUACUUUUAAGAUCACUGAAACUAUGGGUAUGAGGGAGUAACGAAGAAGAAUAGUUUUUUGUUGUAUAACUGUAACUGUGAGUGUGAGUAUGUUGGAAUUAUUAAGGUUGACUGAAUAUGUAUCUAUGGAGAAUUUAAUAUAGGUGUUUAAAUGUUUUGCUGUGAUAAAUGAGUGAUUAAUAAAUUUACUGUGAUUGCUGUAUGUGAAAGGAGUGAUCGACAAAUGGACACCAACUUUUUUAUGUGUUUUCCACACUGAAAAAGACAGAACAAUGCUAUUUAUGUAGAGAGAAAGAAAAUUAUUAUGUCCUUUGUGAUGGUAAGAAAUAUAUGUUUAAAUGUCAAAGCCACUUAUGGAACUUUUGUAGGACUUUUUUCAUGCCAAUCUGAAACAUCAUUUCUUAAAUUUUUACAAAGAGAUAUUAUUGGAUCCCCAAAAUCUAAUGGAGUCCCACAGGAAAAUUCUGACUCCAGGACUCAAAUCUCUGAGUCCCAAAAAUCGCAGCAUUUGUUAAAAUCAGUAGGAAAUAUCUAUCUGUUGUUCAUUGAUAGUAGUAAUUAUCAUGUUUCAUCAAACUGGCCACAUCUGGACACUUUGUUUGUCAAGUGUUAAUUCUAUAUGGUCCAAUGUAUUAAAGAUCUUAAAUUAUUUUUGAUAGAUUAACUGAAAGGCAUGAAGGACAAAGUUGAAAUAAGAAAAUUUCGCAGAUUUUUUUUAAAUGCAUAAUAAAAUGUAUGUUUUAUAAAGGUUUGGUCAUAAUGAUGACCCUGAAACUAGAGGGCCUGGUAUGAUCAAAUGAAAUAUAUUUUUGCAAAUUUAUAGUGAAACCCUCAAAGUUCAACCUUGUCUCUGUUGCUCAAAUCUGGCAGCAUGUCGAACCCAAACCCAAUUACUUUUGUUCAUUUUUAAGCCCUUGAUCACAUGCUAGUCGUAAAAACACCCUGAAAUAUAAUUUCUCCUAACUCUUAAUAUCAGAGGAACAAUAAUCUAUAUGAAACUUUAAAAUGUGUUCAGUAAUACUUAUAAGUAUAGGCUUCCUAUGUCAGUCAGGCUAUUUUUAUCGCGAUCCAAUGAUUGUCAAUAAAAAGAAAAACAGACACCUGCUCAUGAGUGUCGUAACACACCGUACUGCUGAUCUAUAGGCAAAAUGUACUUCAUAUAUAUAUAUAUAUAACCCUGUAUGUUUUCUCUUGUAUCAAACUAUAAACAGUAACUGAAUAAGGAAUAUCCUGUUUAAUUUGAGGAUGCAGUCAAACUUUGUUAUUUCAAACUCAUAUAACUCAAAGACCCCUUUAAUUCAAAGUAUUUCAUUGGUCACAGCCAAACUUCACUCUUAACAUUCAAUCUCAUUUAUAUCAAAUACUCGGAUAAAUCAAGGUUUUACUGCAGUUUCGACAAGUUUGAGAUAACAGAUUCGACUGUAUAUAUACAGUAUAUAUAUUGGAGACUAAGAGCUAUCUAUAUAAGGUAAUGUAUAUUUAGGUUGUAGUUGUUGGUAUGUAUAAUAAGCAGUGAGACCUGUGGCAGGUUGUGUUUCUUGCAGAGCUUAGACAUGGACAAGGUGGUGCUGACAUGGUUGUUUCUUUGGGAAAGACACUUACCUUAAUUGUACUGGAGAGCAUGUGAUGGGCCUCCUGUAUGUUGUUCAGUGAAGUAGCCACUGGUUACUUCAAGGAGAUCCUAACUCAAAACGAUCAUGGCUGUUCAAAGGGCAAUAAAUCUAGCUAGCAAAGACACGCCAUAAUGUAGAGUAUAAUGCCUUGAGCUGUGUAUCUACCUCUUGUGUGAUAUUACUUUGUGAUACCCGGUGUUUCUAAACAUUUUUAUCAUUUUCAUCUCGUUGGUUUUAUCUAUAGUAAAUGUUAGCAGGAGGUGUAUAAUUUCAAUAUUCUGUUGUUGUUUGCUUACACAUGUGACAAGAAUGGAGUAAUGUGCCUCCACCAGGGAUCAAACUGGUGACUCCUGGCUUUCGAGGGAGUCACUUUACUGGUGAGUCUAAAUUCUCUCUAACUUGAAGGUAGAAGGCGACUGUGUGCCUAUGUACACUUAAGGUAGAAGGCGACUGUGUGCCUAUGUACACUUAGGGUAGAAGGCGACUGUGUGCCUAUGUACACUUAAGGUAGAAGGCGACUGUGUGCCUAUGUAAACUUAAGGUAGAAGGCGACUGUGUGCCUAUGUACACUUAAGGUAGAAGGCGACUGUGUGCCUAUGUACACUUAAGAUAGAAGGCGACUAUGUGCCUAUGUACACUUAAAACCUGACACACCACUCCUUUCUUGUCACAUUUAUAGAGAAAUAGAUGAGAAUUUAAACAUUAA